AUGGAGCCAGUCACUCAACAAGGGGACAUCCUCCUAGGGGGAGUCUUUGUUGUCCACUCUGGCUUUGGCUUCCAACAACCGACCUUCCAGGAGCUGCCAAAGCCAGUUCUAUGCACUGGUUUCCACAUCCGUUAUUACCGGGAUGUCCUAGGCUUCAUCUUUGCGAUUGAUGAAGUUAACAAGUCUCCGGACCUGCUGCCUAAUGUCUCCCUGGGCUUCAAUCUCUUGGACUCAUGCAUGUCAGAAGUCAGGGCUGUCGGUGGAGCUCUGUCCCUGCUGUCAGGGGUCAGAAACCCCUUUCCAGGAUUUGACUGUCACAUUCCCUCUUUCAUGGUUGGGAUAGUAGGAGAUCUAGUGUCUGCUUUAUCGCUUCCGAUUGCACGGAUCCUCGGUGUCCUCCAUUACCCACAGAUCAGCCAUGGAGCAACACUCUCAGCUCUCAGCAAUAAAAUCAAUUUCCCGUCAUUUCUGCGCACUGUGCCCAGCAACGAGUUUCAGAACGUAGCUCUCACCCAGCUUAUUGGUCGCUUUGGUUGGACAUGGGUGGGUAUGCUGAUUGUGGACAAUGAUGUUGGACAGCAGGGCGGGCAGGCCAUCCAGGCCGGCAUAGAGAGAAGUGGAGGCUGUGUAGCAUUUCUGGAGAAGAUCCACCUGAGUUAUUCUGCAAAGCAGGUAAAGAGAGUGGUAGACGCCAUAAAGGAAAGUUCGGUCAGUGUUGUCGUACUCCACAGCCCUGAGGUCCAUGUGAAGGCUCUGUUUGAUGUCAUGUUUGAUGAAGGUGUGACUGGGAAAAUUAUCAUAUCUUCAGCAUCCUUUGGAAUGACACCUGGACUUUUCUCCAAAAAAGCCUGGAACGUUUUGAACGGGACAGUUGGGCUGAUUCCUAAUACAGGCAUUAUGCCAGGCUUCAGUGACUUCCUCCAGAACGUCCACCCAACCAGCAACUCUACAUAUCCAUUCAUCAGGCUUUUCUGGGAGAAGGCCUUCAACUGCAGGUGGCCUGGAGGAGAUAUUGGCCCUGGUAGCUCAAUCGCCCCUGAUAUAAAGGAUAAAGUAUUCUGCACAGGGACAGAGGAGUUUGGGGAGACAACUUCAUUGUUAUUUGAGACAAAUGACCUCAGUUAUACAUAUCACGCCUACCUGGCAGUGUACGCCUACGCCCACGCUCUACACUCACUUCUGGGAUGUCGUACGGAAGACAACAGGGACUCUGAGCCAAGAGCCUGCGGAAGCAUUAGUGAUGCACGGCCCUGGAAGGUGCUUCAGUAUCUGAAGAAAACCAGUUUCCAUACAAAGUCGGCGGAAGCUGUGAGGUUUAAUUCCGACGGCGACCUCCCUGCGUUCUAUGAUGUCAUCAACAUUCAGAUCCUCAAUAAUAGUUUCAAUCUGGUGAAAGUUGGGAGAUUUGACCCAGAGGUCAGGUGGGGCGACAAAGUCACCCUGAACACCAGCGCUAUUCUGUGGAACGGCUGCUUUUCAUGCGUGCCAGUCUCCGUCUGCAGUGCCAGCUGCCGCCCCGGGCACAGACGAGCCCCUCGGCCAGGGAAGCCCAUCUGCUGCUAUGACUGCGUACCUUGCUCUGUUGGUGAGGUGGCCAAUGGCACAGAUGCAGACUUGUGCCUUAGAUGCCCCUCUGACCAGUGGUCCAAUGAGGAAAGAGACAGGUGCGUCCCAAGGGUGACCGAGUUCCUUUCAUAUGAAGAACCUCUGGGAAUCAUGUUGGUCCUGAUGGUCCUUAUCUUCUCCUCGCUCACUCUCUGCAUCUUACUGCUGUUCAUUAAGCACCAGGAGACACCCGUCAUCAAAGCCACCAACCGGGAGCUGAGCUACAUCCUGCUGGCGUCUCUCAUCCUCUGCUUCCUCUGCUGCCUGGUCUUCAUCGGCCGACCUUCCACCGCCAGGUGCCUCCUGCAGCAAACGCUCUUCAGUGUGGUCUUCUCCAUCAGCAUCUCCGCAGUCCUGGCUAAGACUGUCAUGGUGAUACUGGCAUUUACAGCCACCAGACUAAACAGCCCCUUGAGGAAAUGGUUGGGUCCAACCAUCCCACGUAGCAUUGUAGGACUGUGCUCAAUGCUUCAGGUCGGGAUCUGUUCUGUUUGGCUCCACAAAGCACCCCCUUUCCCAGCACUCAACACGGAGUCUGAGAACCAUAAGAUAAUCAUUGAGUGUAACCAAGGACAAAAACUGUUUUUCUACAUGACGUUGGGGUUCAUGGGCUUUCUGGCCCUGGUAAGUUUCAUGGCAGCCUACCUGGCUAGGAACCUGCCGGGCAGCUUCAACGAGGCCAAGCUGAUCACCUUCAGCAUGCUGGUCUUCUGCAGCGUCUGGCUCUCUUUUAUCCUGGCCCACCUGAGCACCAGCGGCAAAUACACCGUGGCCGCACAGAUAUUCGCCAUCCUGGCCUCUAGCGCCGGACUCCUGACCUGUAUAUUCCUUCCCAAAUGCUACAUUAUCCUGCUGAGGCCGGAGAAGAACAGCCGAGAGAUCCUAGCGGGGGGCAGCAAAAAGAACAGAAAUGGUGGCUGA
Messenger RNA from Pseudophryne corroboree (corroboree frog), 2526 nucleotides. Its product is annotated as extracellular calcium-sensing receptor-like. The coding region runs from base 1 to 2526 and encodes 841 amino acids. NCBI's taxonomy places the organism in Eukaryota, Metazoa, Chordata, Amphibia, Anura, Myobatrachidae. The record is from RefSeq and is a predicted model, not a curated record. Gene Ontology annotation, molecular function: G protein-coupled receptor activity. Gene Ontology annotation, cellular component: plasma membrane. Gene Ontology annotation, biological process: G protein-coupled receptor signaling pathway. The transcript has 6 exons.